Messenger RNA from Xenia sp. Carnegie-2017, 4758 nucleotides. Its product is annotated as apoptotic protease-activating factor 1-like. The record is from RefSeq and is a predicted model, not a curated record. NCBI's taxonomy places the organism in Eukaryota, Metazoa, Cnidaria, Anthozoa, Malacalcyonacea, Xeniidae. Gene Ontology annotation, molecular function: protein binding; ADP binding. Bases 1209 to 4484 code for a protein of 1091 amino acids. The transcript has 14 exons.
UCAUGUGGUUGUUUGGGUCAUGAGGUUAACUUUUCCACGAAGUACAUUUCUUGUAAAACCGAUUUUCAGAAAAGAUUUCAUGUUUAUGCAGCUUUGACCGAACUAAACAAAAGAAUCAAAGUGCAUUACGAACACUACAACAUUAUUUUGGACCUCGGAGAACUGGAAGAAUCAAAUUUAGGGACGAUAUGUGAGUACUGAACUGAAGGAAUAUCAUUUGCAAAACAGACAGAAAAGUGAAGUUCCGGUCUUCCUAACGUUUGUAUUUUGACCGUGUAUUCGUCGUUGUGUACUCGUUCAGUGUAUUUUUAUGACAAGAUUAGUAGCUAUAGUUGUGCACGAAAUACUGAGUACAUCAACAUUAACAACUCUUACAGAAAUGACACAAAAGCUGUUCAAAAAUCUGUUAUCAACAAGAAUCUCACAACAAGAUCUACAAAUUUCACAGCGACCACCAGGCACUUGAUCUCAAGUUUUUAACAAACAAACUAAAGUGCUAUCAUGAGUUAUCACGGAGACAACAAUAAAUUCUGUGAAAUAUACACGAAGGUUUGCUUGGAGAUAGCAGGACAUAUAACUAAAGACAAAUUAAGACAGAUGAAAUUUUUGCUCUGCGAUCUAACUUCAGGCAUUAGUAUUCAUGAUAAUAAGACAUUUCUUGAUUUGAUACAAAAGCUCGAAAAUGAAAACAAACUUAACAAAGAUACGCCUGGAGAGAACGAAGCAUUUCUAUUUGCUGAGAUUCUUGAUGCAGUAUCGUUGAACAAUGUUGCUGAUAAAGUCCGUACAAAAUUUGAAGUUCAGGGAGGCCCUUCUAAAGAGAAAAUUACAUCAUUCAGAAAACUUCUUGUGAAGCUGUCAAAUGAAUUUGAAGGAGAUCAAGUUAUACAAAAAAUGAAUGAAUUUUUGCAAGAAUGUGUGCCCCCGGAUACCAGUACCUCCCCUAAAGAAAAGAUUUGUGCAUUAGAUAUUUUUCAGGCCUUGUUUGAAAAUUGCAUUAUCUCUCCUAAAAAAUUAUCAAAGCUGAAAGAGCUUAUGCAAUAUUGCUCCAAGAAACACUUGAUCGAGCACAUCGAUAAAUUCAUUGAAAAUGGUGGCUCGUUUGUAAAAGCGUCAUAUGGUUUAAGAAAUCUCCCACGAAAUAUGAUCAAGAGACCCAAAAAAGUAGAGGAGAUUAUUCACCUGUUAAAACGGUUGAAGACAGUAGGAUGGGAGACGUUGCAGGACAAAGCAUAAGCAUUGUUGGAAUUCGCGGUAUGGGAGGACUGGGAAAGACUAUUCUGGCCCUGGAUGUAGCUUGGACUGUUUCACAUACUCGUCAGGUUAUAUGGCUUGAUGUAGGUCAAAAUCCUGAUUGUCUAACACUGGUAAACACUCUUAUCAAGACUUUGGGUGGAACUGAAUCGUUCAGCAAUAUCAACACUGCUCAAACAUGGCUGAGAAAUAAUCCUGUAAAUGAAAGCACCUUAGUCGUCCUUGAUGAUGUAUGGAAUGUUGAAUAUGCUAACGUUUUUGAUAGUCUCUCAGGGAAAUGUCAAAUGUUAAUAACGGCAAGAGAUGCCGACGUCCUUCAUGGCUUGAUUUCUUCUGCAGUGUAUGACCUAAAACAUAUGACAAAGGAUGAGUCACGAUCUCUUCUAUAUUUGACAGCACAUGUAGAACCUAAUGAAAAAUUCUUGUCUGGUACGAACAUGCAGCAAAUCGUAGAAGAGCUUUUAGAUCAAUGUCGGAAUUUGCCACUUGCUUUGACUCUGGUGGGUUCGAUCUUAAUCGAUUCCAAAUCAGAAGAAGAUUGGCAGGACGUCUUAGAUGACUUUAAAAACGCCGACUUGGAGAAAUUGAGAUCAAAUUUCUCUAAAGACCGUUAUCCUCAUGACAAUCUAUUGAAAGCCAUGCUCGUUAGUUUUGAAAGACUAAAAGAACUAGAAAAAGAGAAAUUCCUUGAUUUCGCUAUUUUUCCUGAAGACACAGAUUUGCCUUCUGACAUACUUAUUAUGUUCUGGACAGAAGAACCAGAAGAAGAUGAGAGCCGGAAAGUGUUGGAUAGCGAUAGAAAAGGAAGAGAUAUAUUACGAUCGCUCGAGAAGAAGUCUCUACUUCAAAAAGGAUCGACACAAAACAGCUUUCGUAUUCAUGACGUUCUUAUGGAUUUUGCCAAAGCAACACUGGGAAAAAGAUUUAAACAUGUGCAAAAGUCGUUCUUGAAAAUACUUCGCAGUCGAUGUGAAAAUCGUGAAUGGGACAAAUUUAUAGGAAAUAGGAAUUACUUUUUCAAUUUUCUCCCUUUUCAUUUAAAUUCAGCGCAAAUGUGGGAAGAACUUCUUCGACUUUUCUUUGACUUUCACUGGUUGUAUCAGAAGGUGAAACAGACAAAUAUGCCAUCCUUGAUAUCAGAUUUUCGUUUUAUUGGCAAUGAAUCAUACGAGAUCAAACUCCUUAAAUCCUCUUUGAUGCUAUCGGCUGACGUCAUGGAAAAAAACCCAGACUUUAUCGGCCCACAGCUUCUGGGAAGACUUUUGCCUUACGUUAAUGACUACCAAAGAAUACGUGAGCUGUUGGAGAACGUUCGUAAAACGUGCUUGCACAAGAAUUGCCUUCUACCUUUAUUUGCUUGUCUUUCUGAGCCAGUGGGACCACUUUUGAGAAUACAGACAAAUAUAAAGGACGGUGUAUUUUCUUUAGUAACGAAGAUUAGUUCAACUGGCACGCUGGUUAUUUCAGCACUUGCAAAUAAGCUCAUCAAAAUCUUUGAGCUGGAAACUGGUAAAGAAUUAAAGGUUCUCAAAGGACAUGAUAUGUCGGUAUGCUGCUUAGCUUUAUCACACGGUGGAACAAUCCUUGCCUCGGGAUCAACUGAUACAAAAGUUAAACUUUGGAACAUGGACGUCUAUGCUGAGAAACAUGAUUUAUCUGGAGAAGGAGGCUUUGUAAAUGCAUUAGACUUUAGCACCGAUGAUGUUUAUCUAUAUACUGGAUCUAAUGAUGGAAAACUGAGAGUGUGGCAUGUGGAUACUGGAAGACUGCAUAUGACCAUAGAUGCUCAUGCUGAUCAAAUACGUGGCCUUUGUUCAACGACAGAUGAGAAGUAUAUCGCAACAGCUUCUUAUGAUAAAACCAUUAAGUUGUGGAGCACUGACAAUUUUCAGUGCUCUGAAGAAAGAGUACUAAAAGGGCAUUUGGACAUAGUGUAUUGCGUUGUUUGUGUUGCUCAAUCAACAAUUGAAGGGGAGAAACACUUUCUUGUAUCAGCGUCAGGUGAUAAAACCAUAAAGAUUUGGGAUCUACAUAAUUUUAAUGAGAUACGGACUCUCAAAGGUCACCAGGCAGAAAUUUACAACAUUGCUAUCAGUUCUGAUGCGAAACACAUAGUUUCUGGAGGAGCAGACAAGAUAAUGAGAUUAUGGUGUUUUGAAACAGGAAAAUUACUUUUCAAUUUUAAAGGGCAUAGCCAGUCAAUCAGAUCCGUAAAAAUUAGUCCAGACGGUAAAAAAGCGUUGUCUGGCUCACAGGACAAAAGCUUUCGGGUUUGGGAUUUAGAAGCAAACCUCAAAGAGGAAAGAUCACGUGGUCAUUCUCAAGAUGUCAUUCGCAUUGCAGUUACUCUGGAUGGUUCCUUAUGUGUUUCGGCAUCAAUGGAUGGAAACUUUAAAAUUUGGGAUUGUGAAAAUGGAAAAGAGCUCUUUACCUUGAAAGGUAAAAAAAGAAGAGCAGUUUACGUGAAAAUCUCUCCAAACGAUCGUCGUUGUGCCAGCAUUGGAAAGGAUUCAACAUCUUCAAUCAUUCAGCUUUGGGAUCUAAAUUGUGGUACAGAAAUGUCAUGUUUAGAAGUGGAUAAUAAUACACCUGAAGUACUUUGUUUCAACUCUACUGGAAAAAAAAUUAUAAUAGGUUGUAAGAAUGAUCAGAUUUUAAUAUGGUCUUGGGAGAACUUCAACAAUCCAGUUCAUUCUAUCACCAUGCCAGUGUUUACCACCACGUCAGUAGUCUGUCACAAAGAGAAAAUAUACACGUGCAGUAGAAAUAUGGAAGUUUGUCAAAUUGAUCUCAGCUCAUUAACGCCAAGACUGACCUGUCAAGGACCAAGUCCAAAAUGGACUUCUAUGGGGUUUUUACCUAAUGCUGAGGCUGUUCUUUGUGGAAACCAGUCAAAUAGUUCAUUUAUCUAUUGGGAAACGUCGACAAAACGCGAAAUUAAUCAUUUUGCAGGUCACCCUGAAGAAUCCAUGGUUACAGCAAUUGAUGUUACAUCUGAUGGUGGAGUCCUGACAGGAAGCAGUUUAGGAACAAUAUCAUAUAUGGAUUUAAGCUCAGAUAGUAAAACAUUUCAAAAAUUUCAAAGCACGAUAAACAAUGCCGCAGUACAUUUACUUUGUAUGUUGGGAGACAGAACAGGUUUUGGAAGUAUCGACAUAGACAACAAUGUUGAAAUCAGGAGUCGCCAAAAUAAAAGAGAGUUGAAAGAUGUCAACCAGAGCAAAAAAUAAACUGUGUUACUUCCAUUGACAAGAAGUCUUUGUUGUUUGGUUGUAACAAUGGCGAACUGCUAUUGCUCUCAUUUUUAGAAGAUGGAAGAAAUUAUGGGCAGCAUCGACAUAAAGCUUAUUCUGAAGCUGUAACUCAAGUAAAAAGACGUGAAGAAACAUCUCGCUUCUUUGUAUCAGGAUCAGCAAGAGGUUUGGUUAACCUUUGGUACGUUCCAAAUACAAACGUAUGGACACGACUAUGGUCUCAUAACAUUGGCAGUUCUCGUCCUAUUUC